Messenger RNA from Hevea brasiliensis (rubber tree), 2337 nucleotides. Its product is annotated as histone chaperone cia1-like. Lineage: Eukaryota; Viridiplantae; Streptophyta; Magnoliopsida; Malpighiales; Euphorbiaceae. The record is from RefSeq and is a predicted model, not a curated record. Bases 1800 to 2030 code for a protein of 76 amino acids. The transcript is spliced from 2 exons.
AUGAAAAGGAUCAAAACGCUGAGAAAUUAUGUAGUGAAUUUCUUGCUCUCUCAGAUGAAAAAAAAAAAAAAAAGAAUUCCUGCAAUCAUUUCUGCCCCUGUUCGGUGUGCGAGUCUUCUUGCCUAAUGAUACAAAAAAAAUUUCCUGCUCCGAUCGCUGAAAAAAGCGCUUCUCUCUCUAUGCCUCCCUAUCUCUCAGUGUCUCUAUCUUCUGGCUGGGUGAUUUCAAGAAAAUUUAUAUACAGACCAAUAAAUAUGGAUAGUGUUUCACACCGCCGUAAUACUGCAAUCUGUGGUGGUGGAGACUGCUCUGCUUGCUCAAAAGUCUCUGCUUUCUCUCCUCUUUGUGAUGCAUUGCUCUGUCUCCAAAUUCUAGUCUCUAAUCUUUGUGUUUUGCAUCUUUUGUUGCAAUAUUAGGAGUUGAUAGGAUGGUUUUAUUUGAUUUUAAGGAUGUCUUCUUUGAUGGCUAGCUCUCUGAGGAAAAGGGUAUUUUGUAUGCAAGGAUCUCUUAUGGAGAACCAUUUUGUGAUUAAUAACGUGUUAGUACAAAUUAAUAUAAUUCCAUAGACAGGAACUUUAUGAUUACGAGUUUAUCUUUGUAAAGCAGUAGCACUUUCUGUGUUGCUACUUUCUCUUAAAGUUAUUGUUUUUAUCAAAUGCUGCUAGACUUCUUGGGACAUUCACGGUUUUUGUUUGAGUUUUUCCCUUCUGUAACAUUUAUGGGGUAUUAUUCUUUUUAAUUCGUUUUGUUGAAUUAAGCACUGGGCUAUUUUGCUUAAUUACUGUUGGUUUGGAAUGUAGCUGUUCUUAGCUAUUUUUGUUGUGAUGAGAUUGUGGGAACUGGAUGAUAUUGAAACAUUUUUUUCCCAUUUAUUCCUCUCUAUUUUGGGACAUGAGAAAGCUAAAGCCAAAUCUUUCACUAUGAUUUGUGACAAUUUUUCUUUAUCAUUUGUCUUUGGAACAUGUUCUGACUAAUUAUAUAGUUUUAUUAAAUUAAGGAGCGCUAAUCUUUAGAUUUAUAGCUCUCAUUUCGAAUUUCAUAGUUCUUAAUAGAAAGCAUAAUGAAAAACCAGGCGUCUGACAAAAUUUUGGGAUUCUAGAUUGACAAACUUAAUGAAUGAUUUAAGAGGGCUUUACUAGUGUUCUUGACAUAUGUAAGGUUGGAUCUAUUUUCAUUUGGGCAUGAAAAUAGUUCAUUCACUUUAUAAGAUUGGAUCAAGUAUAUACGUGCCAUUUUGCUGCAACCUCUUUUGCUGUGUGAUGAGUUUGGUUUCUAUUUAUUAAAUGUAGUUUUCGGUGCAGAACCUUGGUUUACAUAUAUGUUUGUAGUUGUCAAAUAUUUCUCAUAUUGCUACCUGAAUGGUCUGUUUGGUGUCGACUGAGCCUUGCUCUUUUCUUUUUAUUGCUCUUUUAACUAUAUUUCCUUGCUUGUAUUAGAAGUGAUCUUUUUGCUUGCUAUAUGCGGGUUAUCUUUAUUUAUUUUCAUUACAAUCGAUUUUGCUAUGAAAUAAGUGUGAGCUAUUGUGCAAUAGUAAGAUUGCUCUUUCAUGAUUUGAGGUUCAUGUGCUCAAAUAAUGGAAGCUAUGGACUCCUAACCUUUCCCAAAGUCUGCAAUAUGGGAUUCUCAUGCCAGUGGACACCCUUUUCCUUUAUAAAAAAAGGGCCUUUUUUUAAAAAAAAAAAUUAUGUUUUGAAUGUCUUAGCUUUUCAUGAAGUUUCAAGAAUCUUUAUUUGGCAUUUUUAGCUGUUCUUGUAUGCAUCAUAUGUCUGCCAUUACUUGUUUUAUAUUUUUAUUUUUAGAUGAGAUCUCAUCCAGACUAUGUUGAUAUUGUACCAGAUUUGAUUGCAACUGAUAUGAGAUAUCCUUUGGCUGAACUAAAUAGAUUGGAAAAGCGUUCAUCUGAAUGUAAGGAUGCUGGUCAAACAGAGGAGGAUAGCGAUGAUGGUGAUAGUGAUGGUGAUGGUGAUCAGGAUGGUGAUGGUGAUCAGUAUGAUGAUUCAUCCAGAGAGGAAGUGAUGGUGAAGAAAUGAAUUCUGAGACUGAGGCAAGUGGUGAUGGAGAGAGCAAUGAUGACAAUGACGAUGACAAUGAAGACGAAGAUGAAGAUGAUGAUGAUGAGGAGGAGGAAGAAGAUGAUGAGGAAGAUGAAGAGGAAGAAACCCAGCAACCUUCUAAAAGGAAGAAAUGAGAAAAACAUUGUUUUCACUUUUUUUCUUUAGAUUGGAGGAAUCUUAUUUUAUUAAAUGUUGACAAAGUAAAAAAUUCAAACCAUUAGUUUUCACAGAGCUCAAAACUAUUUCUUUUGAAUACUAAACCCUCUUCCUUGCUUGGUGUUUU